Anopheles gambiae (African malaria mosquito) is the source of this 1492-nucleotide messenger RNA. Its product is annotated as methionine synthase reductase. Gene Ontology annotation, cellular component: cytosol. Gene Ontology annotation, molecular function: FMN binding; flavin adenine dinucleotide binding; [methionine synthase] reductase (NADPH) activity. NCBI's taxonomy places the organism in Eukaryota, Metazoa, Arthropoda, Insecta, Diptera, Culicidae. The record is from RefSeq and is a predicted model, not a curated record. The transcript has 3 exons. The coding region runs from base 75 to 1421 and encodes 448 amino acids. Gene Ontology annotation, biological process: homocysteine metabolic process.
UUGACAGGCAACGUGGUUUUGUUUUGUUUACGUUUUCUAGCCGCGAAUCGGCCCGACCAUUCCUAACUUGCACCAUGUCUACGGAAGUUUUGCUAGAAUUUGAAGGAAAAAAGUUAACGCUACCCGCUCUACCAUCCAGUUACAUCGUCCUGGAAGAAAAUACAGACCAUGCCCCACUGCCGGUAGCUCACCUGCAGGCGCAUGUGACUCAACCAUUUGGAGCGAGCAAUGUUCUGGAAGCUUGUGUUUCUAAUCUCACGACCAUUGUUGAAGGUGAAGAUGUGAAAACUGUGCACGAUUUAACAUUAAGCUAUCCGCCUGACACAGGCCAUCGACAUUGGCCGGGUGACACGAUAGGAAUUUUAUCCUACAACACGGAUGCCGACGUCGAGUUCCUGCUUGCCCGGUUGAAUCUGCUGUCCAAAGGUGAUGUCGUUUGGAAAGUAGGUAUCGACAAAAAGACAACUAAAAAAGCUGCCAAGGUUCCGGCGUUUGUGCCUGCUGUAGUCAGUUAUCGACGGCUGAUAAAGGAGUGUUUGGAUCUGCAUGCAGUUCCCAAGAAGCUUCUGAUUCGUUCGCUAACACCAUUCACUACCGACGACGACGAUCGCCGCUUUCUGGAAAUUUUAUGCUCCAAAGAGGGAAACGCUGCAUACGAGCAGACCGUUCAGAAGGGAAAAGGAAUCAUCUCACUGCUUCAACUAGUGCCGUCCUGUCGUCCAACGGUCGCAUUGCUAAUAGAGCACCUUCCAAGGCUCAUGCCACGACCCUACUCGAUAGCCAAUGCUUACCGCGAGGGGGCCAGCCCAACAACUGUACGAUUUAUCUUCUCGCACAAUGCAGAAAAUCCCGGCAUUACCACCUCGCACCUAAGAGCGUUAGGUAAAGGAGCGACGGUACACUUCUACUUCCGCCAGAGCAGUGCCUUUGUCUACGAGCAGCGCGAUCUAAGGCGAAACAUUAUAAUGGUAGGAACCGGCACGGGAAUGUCACCGUAUCUGUCCUUCCUUCAGCUGCGUGCAGACGCCCGCGCCCGAGGCGAAACGCUUGGUCGAGCCGAAUUGAUCGUGGGAUUUCGCUAUCGAGACCGUGGCUACCUCUGCAAGGCUGAAGUGGAAGAGUAUCUGGAAACGGGCGCGCUGGACGCGUGCUACGAAGCUUUUUCACGCGAUCCCAACGCACGGCAUAAGUAUGUGCAAAGUCAGAUGAAGGAAAAUGGUACGAAAAUUGUUGAAAACAUCCACAAUCCACACGCGACGCUGUACGUGUGCGGCGAUUCGAAGGUUCUUUUGCCGCAGAUAACGGAAACCGUGAUCGACAUCCUUGCCGAAGCACCGGGAGCAGAGGACAGGGAUGCGAUCAAGACAUUGAUUGGCAGGCUAAAGAAGGAGGGUAAAUAUCGCGAAGAUGUUUGGCUGUGAAGGGAUAGCUUAAAGCGUAAUGGCCAAUAAAUUCAAGCUCCAACUGGAGCUUUAUUUUAUGAAAAGUGAAA